AUGCCCCCCAAGAAACAGUCUCAGGCCAGGGGCAGCAAGAAGGCAGAGCAGAAAAAGAAGGAGAUCAUUAAGGAAAAAAAUUUUGGACUAAAGAAUAAGAAGGUAGCAAAGCAACAGAAAUUUAUUAAGGCUGUCACUCAUCAAGUGACAUUUGGACAACAGAAUCCACGUCAGGUAGCACAAAAUGAAGCUGAAAAGAAAUUGAAGAAAGAUGACAAGAAGAAAGAACUACAAGAACUAAAUGAGUUGUUCAAACAGGUAGUUACUGCACAAAAAAUAAGUAAAGGUGCAAACCCCAAAUCUGUGGCAUGCGCAUUCUUCAAACAGGGACAGUGUACUAAAGGAGAUAAAUGUAAGUUCUUUCAUGACCUCACUUUGGAGAGAAAAUGUGAAAAACAAAGUGUUUACAUUGAUGCAAGAGAUGAAGAACUUGAAAAGGAUACUGUGGAUAAUUGGGAUGAGAAAAGGCUGGAAGAAGUAGUAAACAAGAAGCACGGUGAGGCAGAAAAGAAAAAACCAAAAACUCAAAUAGUGUGUAGACAUUUUCUUGAAGCUAUUGAAAAUAACAAGUAUAGAUGGUUUUGGGUGUGUCUUGGAGGUGAGGACAAUUGCAUGUAUCGCCAUGCACUUCCUCCUGGGUUUGUGCUAAAGAAAGACAAAAAGAAAGAAGAAAAAGAAAAUGAAAUCUCAUUAGACGAUCUAAUUGAAAGAGAGCGGUCUGCCCCAGUUCCAAAUGCCAAAAUCACUCUAGAAUCUUUUCUUGCAUGGAAGAAACGGAAAAGACAAGAAAAGAUUAAUAAACUUGAACAAGAUAUGGAGAGGCGGAAAGAUUACUUCAAAGCAGGGAAAGCACUGGUAACCAGUGGUCGAGAGGUAUUUGAGUUUCGUCCUGAGCUGGUCAAUGAUGACGACGUGGAAGCAGACGAUACCCAUUAUAUUCAGAGAACAGAAGGUGCUGAGGUUGAUGACUCUAUGGGUGUAAAUGACAUAGAUCUAAGCCUGUACGUCCCAAGAGAUGUAGAAGAGACAGGGAUCACUAUGGCCAGUCUUGAAAGAUUCAGCACAUAUGCAUCCGACAAAGACGAGAACAAAUUAAGUGAAGCUUCUGGAGGUCUGGCUGAAAAUGGUGAAAGAAGUGAUUUGGACAAGGACAGCGGAGGGGAAGAACAGGAAAAUGGGUCCAUCGAUGCUGUUCCUGUUGAUGAAAACCUGUUCACUGGUGAAGAUCUGGAUGAACUAGAAGAAGAAUUAAACACACUUGAUUUAGAAGAAUGAUGACAAGGA
Molecule: messenger RNA, 1284 nt
Organism: Rattus rattus (black rat)
Lineage: Eukaryota; Metazoa; Chordata; Mammalia; Rodentia; Muridae
Product: zinc finger CCCH domain-containing protein 15-like
Biological process (GO): cytoplasmic translation
Cellular component (GO): cytosol
Molecular function (GO): mRNA binding; metal ion binding
Source: RefSeq, a predicted model, not a curated record